Austrofundulus limnaeus is the source of this 2571-nucleotide messenger RNA. Its product is annotated as protocadherin gamma-A5. Gene Ontology annotation, molecular function: calcium ion binding. Gene Ontology annotation, cellular component: plasma membrane. The transcript is spliced from 2 exons. Lineage: Eukaryota; Metazoa; Chordata; Actinopteri; Cyprinodontiformes; Rivulidae. Bases 168 to 2552 code for a protein of 794 amino acids. Gene Ontology annotation, biological process: homophilic cell-cell adhesion. The record is from RefSeq and is a predicted model, not a curated record.
GUGACAACCGGUAGAGUCAGCUUAGAUGAACGGAAUGAACAGCUUCGCUUUUUGCUAGAAAAAUGGUUUGCAGAGACAUUCAUUUUGUAUUUACWACAGAAGGACGCUGAAAACCCAGCAACGAUUUUAUUGAAUUAAAUAAACGCUUUUUUUUUUGCGAUCAAACAAUGGAAGUGACCGACAUCAAGAGACAAUGGAGGGAUGUGUGGGGCUGUUUUUGUCUGGCGCUGCUAAUGGUAAAAAUUGGAGGAAUAUCCGCACAAAUUCGAUAUUCCAUCCAGGAGGAAUCCAAACCAGGAACUGCAGUUGGAAAUGUGGCGAAAGACCUCGGACUGGAUGCCGGGAGGCUGGCUGAGAGGAAUCUGCGUGUGGUAUCMGGAACAAAACAGGAUCUGUUUAAAGUAAACCCCAGAGAUGGAGUUUUGAUGGUGAACCAGAGAAUCGACAGAGAGGAGCUGUGCGCAAAAAGCGCUCCGUGCGUCACAAAUCUCAAAGCCYUCGUGGAAAAUCCUCUGGAAAUGCACCAGCUGAUUGUUGAAAUAAUUGAUGUAAAUGAUAAUUCUCCCAGAUUUCCAGAAGAGAACCASACAAUAGAGGUGCUGGAGUCUGCCGGCGUUGGUUCUCGUUUUCAGAUCGAAGGAGCGCACGACUUGGARGUCGGUUUGAAUUCCAUCCAUUCUUAUAAACUGAAUCAUAACCAAUAUUUUCGACUAGAAACCGAAGAUUUUGGAGAGGAAGGUAAAGUCCCUUUUCUAGUACUACAAAGACCUUUAGAUAGAGAGGAAGCUGCUCAACACUGGCUUCUGUUAACAGCUGCAGAUGGAGGAAAACCAUCAAAAUCAGGAACAUUAAAUAURACAGUUAUUGUAUCUGACAUUAAUGACAACUCCCCAGUGUGCAAUAAYCCAAAAUAUACAAUAACAAUAAAAGAGAACGCCCCUGUUGGGACAUUUCUGUUGACUGUAAAUGCAUCAGACCCAGAUGAGGGGAUGAAUGGUGAAAUCGAAUAUUCUUUAAGGAGUAAAAGUCGAGGUUUYUCAUCUGAUCCGUUUGAUUUGGAUAGCAGAACAGGUAAACUCACAGUGAAAGCACCCCUAGACUAUGAGGAAAAGCAGGUUUAUGAUAUUAAAGUCCUGGCUGCAGACAAAGGUUUGGUGCCUUCCUCCGCACAGUGUAAUGUGAUGGUCAGAGUGGAAGACGUGAAUGAUAACCAACCUGAAAUAGACAUCACGUCCUUCUCAAGUCGGAUUCCAGAAGAUGCGCCUCCUGGAACUGUGGUGGCACUCAUGGGCGUGACCGAUCUGGAUUCUGGUGUGAACGGACAGGUGGUSUGCGAGGUGCAUGGAGAUUUACCUUUUGACUUAAAGCCCUCACCUGACGGACAGUCUUAUUCUCUGGUUACUAAAGACUAUUUAGAUAAGGAAAACACACCUAUGUAUAAAAUCAAAAUAACAGCAAAGGAUUUAGGUACUCCUGUUCUAUCAUCUAUGAAGGUGAUUCUGGUGGAAGUGACUGAUGUGAAUGAUAACAAGCCUUUAUUCAGUGAAAGUCCAUACAAUUUCUAUGUCUCUGAAAAUAAUAAAGCAGGGAUGUCAAUAUUUUCAGUAAGCGCAACAGAUGUAGAUAGUGGUGAAAAUGCACUGAUCUCCUAUUCACUUCCACGGAAAUUUUCGAGCAGCUCAGUAACUUCAUUUUUAACUAUAAAUGAAGCAAACGGCACUGUUUCAGCAUUAAAAAUGUUUGACUUUGAGAGUCUGAAAACUUUCCAGUUCCAAGUUGUGGCCACAGAUUCUGGAGCUCCGUCUCUGAGCAGCAACGUGACAGUGAACGUGUUCAUUCUGGAUCAGAACGACAACGCUCCAGUCAUCCUGUAUCCAGUCAGCUCCAACGGUUCUGCUGAAGGCGUGGAGGAGAUUCCCCGCAACGUGAACGCAGGACACUUGGUGACUAAAGUCAGAGCCUAUGAUGCUGAUAUAGGAUAUAACGGCUGGCUGCUGUUCUCACUGCAGGAAGUCAGUGACCACAGUCUGUUUGGUUUGGACCGCUACACAGGACAGAUCAGAACACUUCGCUCGUUCACAGAGACAGACGAGGCUGAGCAUAAACUGCUCAUACUGGUCAAAGACAAUGGCAACGUGUCCCUGUCAGCAACAGCUACUGURAUUGUCAAACUGGUGGAGCCCAAAGAGGCUUUUGCAGCUUCUGAUGUGAAAAGUGCAGCAAAAGAUGAGGAGGACAAUAAUGUGACUUUUUACCUCAUCAUCACUCUGGGCUCAGUGUCAGUUCUGUUCCUCAUCAGCAUCAUCGUGCUGAUUGCAAUGCAGUGCUCCAAAUCCACAGACUAUACUUCUAAAUAUCUGCAGGAGGCUAAUUAUGAUGGGACACUGUGUCACAGCAUCCAGUACAGAUCUGGAGACAAACGCUACAUGUUAGUUGGACCCAGGAUGAGUAUAGGAUCUACUYUAGGACCCGGAAGUCAUGCAAACACUCUGGUGUUACCUGACAGGAGGAAAACUUCUGAGGUGAGAUUUGUUUUUUCCUUUCCAAUGUGAUGUAACGCUGUCCACAGUG